Molecule: messenger RNA, 837 nt
Organism: Trachymyrmex cornetzi
Lineage: Eukaryota; Metazoa; Arthropoda; Insecta; Hymenoptera; Formicidae
Product: probable multidrug resistance-associated protein lethal(2)03659
Exons: 4
Coding region: 1-837 (278 amino acids)
Biological process (GO): transmembrane transport
Cellular component (GO): membrane
Molecular function (GO): ABC-type transporter activity; ATP binding
Source: RefSeq, a predicted model, not a curated record
AUGCAUAGGAAAGCGUAUACCGAGAAAGUGAAGAAUAAUCCCAGAGUGGAUGCCAACAUUUUCAGCAUCUUGACGUUUUCUUGGAUUCUACGCACUUUCUGGGUGGGUUAUCGUCGAGAUCUUGAAGUAACUGAUUUGUAUACACCACUUAAAGAGCAUACAAGUGAUAUUCUUAGUGUUAAAAUAGCGAAAGCUUGGGAGAAGGAAUGGAAGGCAUAUCAGUGUCGGCUGGAGCAGGUGACGAAAUGUGGAUCACAGAAGAAGGUUAAGGAGCCCAGCCUGAUGAGAGUCCUCAUCAGGUGUUUCGGUUUCAAGACCCUACUGUGCGGAACUUUCAUGGCCGUUAUAGAAAUUUUGCUCAGAAUAGUGCAACCGUUAUUGUUAGGUCAGAUGCUGCUCUAUUUUAACACCACAGGCAUCGACAAGUUUUACUCGUACAAAUGCGCCAUCGGCAUUAUUUUGUGCUCCGCUGUUAACAUAUUCGUAGUCCAUCCUUACAUGAUGGAUAUGACUCAUUUGGGUAUGAAGGUUCAUGUAGCCUGCUGUUUGCUGAUCUACCGCAAGACGUUGAAGCUAACUAUAACCGCGUCGGGCGAAACGACAAUCGGCCAGGCAGUUAAUCUGCUAUCUAACGAUGUCAAUAGAUUCGACGUCAGUAUCAUAUUUCUCCAUUAUUUGUGGCUCGGAUCUUUGGAGACCAUCAUCAUCACAUACAUUACAUUCCAUUUGAUCGACAUCGGAAUAUCAUCUAUUUUCGGUAUCGCAUUUCUUCUGAUGUUCAUCCCUUUUCAAGGUGAGGCAGUCAAUGCUCUGUUAGUUUCUAGCAAACAUUUCUAA